AUUAUAGUGUGUCGCUUUUAACGGUGAGUGUUUCAAGUGCGGGAAACAAAUAUUCAGUUUUCUAAGAAAAAAAAAGAUGGUAUCUUUAUUUUUCUCGCAGCCAAUGACACCUGCCAUAACUGGAGUAGAAGAGCAAGAAAAACUACUUGAAGAUGCAAUUGGUGUGGUCAAAGUACAGGCUUUUCAAAUGAAACAUUGUCUAGAUAAGUCUAAAUUAAUGGAUGCAUUAAAACAUGCAUCUACAAUGUUAGGAGAACUUAGAACAUCUUUAUUAAGUCCAAAGAGUUAUUAUGAAUUAUAUAUGGCUAUUACUGAUGAAUUAAGGCAUUUAGAACUUUAUUUGUUAGAUGAAUUUCAGAAAGGAAGAAAAGUUACAGAUUUAUAUGAAUUAGUACAAUAUGUUGGAAAUAUUGUACCCAGGUUAUAUCUACUUAUCACAGUUGGCUUAGUAUAUAUCAAAACAACACCUGGCUUAAAGAGAGAUUUAUUAAGAGAUUUAGUAGAAAUGUGUAGAGGGGUUCAACAUCCUUUAAGGGGUCUGUUUUUAAGAAAUUAUUUAUUACAAUGUACACGUAACAUUUUACCAGAUGUUGCUGAAGAAGAUGACGAAGAUGGAAGUGUUCGUGACAGUAUAGAUUUUGUCUUGAUGAAUUUCGCAGAAAUGAAUAAAUUAUGGGUACGCAUGCAACAUCAAGGUCAUACUAGAGAUAGAGAAAGAAGGGAAAGAGAAAGAGAAGAACUUAGAAUAUUAGUGGGAACUAAUCUUGUACGACUCAGCCAAUUGGAAUCAGUUACUUUAGAGAAAUACAAAAAGCUUGUUUUACCAGGAAUUCUAGAACAAGUAGUCAGUUGCAGAGAUGCAAUUGCUCAGGAAUAUCUUAUGGAGUGUAUAAUUCAAGUUUUUCCUGAUGAAUUUCAUCUACAAACCUUAAAUGCAUUUUUAAAAUCUUGUGCUGAGUUGCAAAAUGGUGUAAAUGUGAAAAAUAUAAUUAUUUCAUUAAUAGACCGUCUUGCAGCAUUUAGUCAAAGAUCAGAUGGCGUGGGAGGACCAGGAAGUCCUAAUCAAGUACCAGGAAUUCCACAAGAUGUAAAACUUUUUGAUGUUUUCAGUGAUCAGAUAGCUAUAAUUAUACAGACUAGGCAAGAUAUGCCUCCAGAGGACAUAGUUUCUCUUCAAGUAGCCCUUAUUAAUUUGGCACAUAAGUGUUAUCCUGAUAGAGUGAAUUAUGUGGAUAAAGUUUUAUUAACAACUGUCCAAAUAUUCCAAAAGCAGAAUGUAGAUAAGCUGGAGUAUAAUAGUGCUGUAUCAAGAGAAUUAGUAAGACUUAUGAAAAUUCCAGUAGAUAAUUAUAAAAAUAUAUUAAUUGUUUUGAAGCUUGAACAUUUUGCUCCACUAUUAGAUUAUUUUGAUUAUGAAGGCAGAAAGUUAUUAGCUAUUUAUAUAAUAACAAACAUAUUAGAAAACGAGACAUUGAUACCAACUCAAGAACAAGUAGAUGCAGUUCUUUCUAUGGUGUCUCCAUUAGUGCAAGACCAACCAGAUCAACCCAAUAUAGAAGAAGAUCCCGAAGAUUUUGCAGAAGAACAAGGUCUUCUUGGUAGACUAAUACAUCAUUUCAAAUCUGAGACAGCUGAUCAACAAUACAUGAUAUUAAGUGCUGCUAGAAAACACUUUAGUGUUGGUGGAAAUAAAAGAAUUAAAUAUACUCUACCACCAAUUGUAUUUCAAGCUUAUCAGCUUGCUUUUAUAUAUAAAGGAUUAAAAGAUCAGGAUGAAAUGUGGCAGAAAAAAUGUCAAAAAAUCUUUCAAUUUUGUCAUGCAACUAUUACAGCUUUAAUGAAGGCUGAAUUGGCUGAAUUACCAUUGAGGCUAUUUCUUCAAGGAGCAAUAGCGAUAGGAGAAAUUCGUUUUGAUAAUUUUGAAAUGGUAGCUUAUGAAUUUAUGAGUCAAGCAUUUUCAAUAUAUGAAGAUGAAAUUAGUGAUUCUAAAGCACAGUUAGCAGCUAUUACAUUGAUCAUUGCUACAUUUGAACAGAUGAGUUGUUUUUGCGAAGAAAAUGCGGAACCAAUACGCAAUCAGUGUGUUUUAUAUGCUAGCAAAUUAUUAAGAAAACCAGAUCAAUGUAGAGGUAUUGCUACUUGUUCUCACAUAUUUUGGUCUGGAAAAUCAUUAGCAACAGGCGGAAAAGAGAUGCAAAAUAGAUUUAAAGUAUUGGACUGCUUGAGAAAAGGUAUCAGAAUAGCAAGUCAGUGCAUGGAUACUUCAGUUCAAGUACAACUUUAUGUUGAACUCUUAAAUCAUUAUAUUUAUUUUUAUGAGAAAGGCAAUACUACAUUUACUGUUGACAUUGUAAAUCAAGUCAUUGCAAAAAUUAAGGAAGAACUUCCUAACUUAGAAGUUAGUGAAGAAACGGAACAAAUUCAAAAACAUUUAGCUAAUACAUUAGAACACUUAAGAAAUAGAAUGGAAUCUCCAGAAGCGGAUGGUCUAUCGUAUCAAGGACUUAUUCUUUAAUCACAUUACGGAUCAGAUGUUUCCUCGCUAAUUUUCUUUUGUGGUCAAGUAUUUAUUUGCAUUUUACAUCAAAGUAUUUGUUUCAAAUGCGAAAUUGUUAAUAGUCUCUAGCAGAGCAAGGCGAGGCGGUCGUAUGCAGUGUAUUAACAAAAAUUUAUUAUAACCUUCAUGUCAAUAACAAAAUACAGGAUAGAUAUAACAUUAAAUGAUCAAAUCAUCAAGGAUCAUUCAAGGAAAUAUAUGAGUUCUUAAAUUAUGGGCAUAUAAAGAGCCAUAAGUGGUAAGUGUCAACAUUGAUUGGCAUACAAAUUGGAACAUACAGACACAAAUAAACAGUGAAAUUAUUUUGCAACGGAAUUCAAAAAAACCAAAGUUUAAACCAUAUUGUUUAAAAAAUGACAGUUAGAAUUAUUCGAAUAAUUUGAACUUUAUAAAAUGACAAAUACCUUUAUCUAUUUGAAUAUGAAGAAUUAACUCACCGUCAUUUCUGAUAUAUCGAUUUAAGAUAUUUGAUUGAACUUUAAUCUUUGUCACUAUUUUGAAGAUAUACUAUUAUGAAAUCUUACUAAUCAUCAUUUAUUCCCAGGAAUAAAAAAUUUUCAAAAUUCAAAUUUUUACUAUUAACUAAAAAAAAAAAACAAUAAAUAAAACAAUAAAUUGUUUAUAAAACAAUAAUUUUGCACCAAUGUUAGAUAUAGCUAAUUAACUAUAUGUAUAUAUUUUUUAAUAUUUCAUGUAUGCACACGUUAUUUUAAAAAUAUAUACAUGUGCUUAUACAAAAGACUGUGCAGAUGAAAAACUGAACGAAAAUAAAUCAGAGCGUAGAAAUAAGUCUUUUAACGUUUUGAGCUAUAAACAAAUGAAAUUUAGAUAUUCGUUGUUUGUUCAUGUGUGUCUGAAACACACUUCAGUUGAUGUAGUCUAUAUACAUAUAUAUAGUAUGUGUGUAAGGAAAAGUACAUGAAUGCGUACUUAACAACGAAAUAGACAAUUUUCAAUUUAUAUUUUAUAUAUUUUAAAAACGAAUCGUAAAACUCAUAAAAAACUUUUUCGAAUUAUCUUAACCUUUUGAAUUAUAAUAUUGAGUUACAUUCGUGAUAGGAAUUAUUGUUUCGAUUUGAAAACAAAAGUAUGAAAUAUGAACUUGAAUUUUCAAUUUUAAUUCUUCAAAUAUAUUAACAAAUUAUAUAUAAUGCUUUCAAUGUUUUACAUCUGACAUGACGUGUUAUAAUAACUAAUAUUUACUGAAAACUGAGAAGAAAAUUAUAAAGCAACUGGUUAAUAUGAAAAAUGUUU
This is a messenger RNA of Frieseomelitta varia, 3811 nucleotides long. RefSeq names its product vacuolar protein sorting-associated protein 35 (gene Vps35). Gene Ontology annotation, biological process: intracellular protein transport; retrograde transport, endosome to Golgi. The record is from RefSeq and is a predicted model, not a curated record. The coding region runs from base 77 to 2515 and encodes 812 amino acids. Gene Ontology annotation, cellular component: retromer, cargo-selective complex; retromer complex; late endosome. Lineage: Eukaryota; Metazoa; Arthropoda; Insecta; Hymenoptera; Apidae. The transcript has 13 exons.